Messenger RNA from Asterias rubens (European starfish), 749 nucleotides. RefSeq lists its product as uncharacterized. The coding region runs from base 321 to 683 and encodes 120 amino acids. The record is from RefSeq and is a predicted model, not a curated record. The transcript is spliced from 3 exons. NCBI's taxonomy places the organism in Eukaryota, Metazoa, Echinodermata, Asteroidea, Forcipulatida, Asteriidae.
GUUUUAUGCAAAUCUGUGAUCUUCACGGUUUUUGUUUCUUACCAAUUCUGUAACGUUCCUUUAAGUUAACCCUACAAUAUACAAUCUAAUUCUAAACCAUCUAUUUUUUGAAAUAAAAACUGUGAAAAAUUUUCAGUUGACGCCCUUUUUAUCUAAUAAUUUUCAGUGUAACUUCUUAAAGUUUAAAGUGACGAUAUUAUGUUUGUAAUCUCCAACAGGUCAUGCAUGAAGAUUGUUGUUAUGGUUGGAGUAACGAGCCCUCAUAUUCUGACGGUAGUGUAGUGUGCGGAUCGUACCAUCCCAGCCAGAUGCAGUGAGAAAUGGCCGCCUGCUCUUGUCGAACUAUUAUUGCUACACUUCUCUGUCUUCUAAUCUGUGGUGACUACUUCAUCUUGCCCUCAGAUGGGAAAGUGAUUUACAAUUUUGUUUACUAUUCCUACAAGAAGAAACCCAAACUGGAACGUCAGUUUAAACUGAGCAUGAGGCAAUGUGAACGAUACGAAUGCAGUCAAGAACAAGGGCUGGACCUGGUCAAAUGUGCAAGGAUAUGUACAGCUCCAGAGUGCUACAUGGAAAUAUACGGCCAUGAUGAGUUGGAGCAUGGAGAGGUUGAUGUCAGGUCCUCAUCAUUUAAGGGUUGCUGGAGAAAAAACGUCUACAGAGCUAACAAGGCUGACCUUUGACCCCAGGAUCAGGUCAAAGAUAUUAAAGGCAAUGGACACUAUUGGUAAUUGUCAAAGGCUAGCCUU